AUGGCUCAAAAGGAAGAAAGCGCAAAGCUCGUUCUCGUCGAAACACACCCGUCAGGAAUUCGUGUGUGCAUUCUAAACCGGCCGACGAAACGCAAUGCCUUAUCCCAAGGCCUCAUCGAUGAAUUGCUCCUCCAGCUACGACUCGCAGAGAGCGAUGAAGAAAUAUCGUGCAUAAUCAUUACUGGGUCGGGCGGGAUCUUCUCAGGUAUGUAUUCAACACAUCCAUCUGAGUACAUUGACAUCGGAAUGCGGUUGCUCAUGCGGAGGUGUCUCUGUUGGUACAGCCGGCGCGGAUAUCAAGGAGAUCUCGCAACUCGAUGCGGAAGGCGCGCACCAGAAACGAUAUCUCGAGGAUCUGUGCAAUGGUAUGCAGCGUGUCCGGAAGCCGGUGAUUGCUGCCGUUGA
Molecule: messenger RNA, 405 nt
Organism: Aspergillus calidoustus
Lineage: Eukaryota; Fungi; Ascomycota; Eurotiomycetes; Eurotiales; Aspergillaceae
Source: the annotation of a GenBank genome assembly